AUGUCCCCUCACGCUUCGCCAGAUCUGGAGGUGGCCGAUAUCGACAAGUCGUAUGUGGACAAUGUCGAAGUCAUUGCCAAUGCCGACAAGCCCAAUGCGAGGAAAGAGGCACCGGCCUAUGUCGCCGGCCUGUCGCCUGAGGAGCGUGAGAAGGCCGAAAAGGCCCUCGUUCGCAAGAUCGACAUCCGCCUGCUGCCCAUGAUCAUCGUCAUGUACAUUCUCAACUACUUGGACCGAAACAAUAUUGCCGCGGCUCGUUUGGCAGGUCUAGAGAAGGAUCUUGGUCUCGUCGGCAACCAGUACUUGACCUGCGUGAGCAUUCUGUUUGUGGGUUACCUCUUGAUGCAGAUUCCCUCCAAUCUGCUCCUCAAUAAGUUCGGCAAGCCGGCGAUCUACCUGCCAACCGCCAUGAUUCUGUGGGGUAUCAUCUCGACUGCCACUGCAGCUGCACAGAACUUUGCGGGUCUCGUGGUGACUCGAUUCUUCCUCGGUUUCAUUGAGGCUGCUUACUUCCCCGGCUGCCUCUAUUUCCUAAGUGCCUGGUACACCCGCAAGGAACUUGGUUUCCGCACAGCAGCCUUGUACUCCGGUUCUCUCCUUUCCGGUGCUUUUUCUGGUCUCAUUGCGGCGGGGAUUACUAGCGGCAUGGACUACAAGAUGGGUCUCCGUGCCUGGCGUUGGCUGUUCAUCAUCGAAGGCGCGAUCACCAUUGUCGUUGCCGUGAUUGCCAUCUUCAUCCUGCCUAACUUCCCUCGUACCACCAGCUGGCUCACCGAAGAGGAGAAGGCCCUGGCGACCUGGCGUCUCGAAGAAGAUAUUGGUGAGGACGACUGGGUCGACAGUGAGCACCAGUCAUUCCUGCAUGGUGCCAAGCUUGCCUUUACUGAUCCCAAGACCUACCUUCUGAUGCUCAUGAUCCUGUGCAUCGUAUCCUCCGCCUCGGUGACAAACUUUUUCCCUACUGUCGUCAAAACCUUGAAGUACGGCAACAUUGAGACUCUCCUCCUUACCGCUCCUCCCUACUGUCUCGCCGUUAUCUGCGCCUUUGCUAAUGCCUGGCAUGCCGAUCGUACCGGCGAACGUUACUUCCACGUCACUCUGCCAUUAUACGUCUCCGUUGCAGCGUUCAUCCUUGCCGCUGCAACCACUGGUACCGCGCCUCGCUACGUUUCCAUGAUGCUCAUGGUGCCAUCGUUCUACUCUGGUUACGUCGUGGCUUUGGGCUGGAUCUCGAACACCUUGCCCCGUCCGGCGUCCAAGCGUGCUGCGGCUCUCGCCGGUAUCAACUGCGUUAGUAAUGCUAGCAGUAUUUACGCCAGUUACAUGUACCCCGACAGUGAUGCGCCGCGAUUCAUUCCUGCCAUGUCCGUGGACUGCGCUACAGCCUUUGUCGCCAUCCUGUCUGCUACUGCGUUGCGCUUCCUCCUUGUCCGUCUGAACCAGAAGCUCGACCGUGGUGAGGCCGUUGAGGGCUCUGUUCCGGGCCAGGCCAGCAGUCGUGGUUUCCGGUUCUUGGUUUAA
Molecule: messenger RNA, 1521 nt
Organism: Penicillium canariense
Lineage: Eukaryota; Fungi; Ascomycota; Eurotiomycetes; Eurotiales; Aspergillaceae
Product: putative MFS transporter
Exons: 8
Coding region: 1-1521 (506 amino acids)
Biological process (GO): transmembrane transport
Cellular component (GO): membrane
Molecular function (GO): transmembrane transporter activity
Source: RefSeq, a predicted model, not a curated record